AUGGCUCCGCCAAAGAAAAACGAGUUCCUCGAUGCUUCCGACAGCGAAGAUGAUCAGAUUGACGCCUACGAUUCCGACAACGAGGUGGCCAAGGGCGGCCGCAGCGCGAAGCGGCGCAAGGUCGACAGCGACGAGGACGACGACGUGAUCAGCGACGCGGAGCAAGACGCAAGCGACGCCGAGGGUGACGAUGACGAGGGAGAAUCAAGUAAAGAAGCCGAAGCGGGAGACGAGGGCCAAAAACAAACCUCAAAAUCCAAGUCCAAGAAGACGAAACCAGAGCUCGACACGGAGCUUCCAGACAUCACCAGGCCAUUGACCAAGAAGAACCUGGUCGCCACCGACAAGGCCAUCAAGAAGUCUGGCGUCGUCUUUCUCUCCAGGAUACCACCCUUCAUGAAGCCCGCCAAGGUCAGAUCCCUGCUGGAGCCGUACGGCACCAUCAACCGCACGUUCCUCGCGCCCGAGGACCCGGCCUCGCACGCGCGCCGCGUCCGCGCGGGCGGCAACAAGAAGCGCCUCUACACCGAGGGAUGGAUCGAGUUUGUGCGCAAAAAGGACGCCAAGGCGGUGUGCGAGCUGCUCAACGCGCGCAUCAUCGGCGGCAAGAAGGGCAGCUACUACCACGACGACAUCUGGAACCUCGUCUACCUCAAGGGCUUCAAGUGGCACCACCUGACGGAGCAGAUCGCGGCCGAGAACGCCGAGCGGGCCAGUCGCAUGCGGGCCGAGAUCAGCAAGGCGACCAAGGAGAACAAGGAGUUUGUGCGCAACGUGGAGAAGGCCAAGAUGCUCGACGGCAUGCAGGCCAAGGCCAAGUCCAAGAAGCGCAAGGCCGCGGACGGCGACGCGGAGGUUGCUGCUGCGCCGGCGGCCGCGGCGGGCGGCGAGCGGGAACGGGCGCGGACGUUCAAGCAGGUGCAGCAGGUCAAGAAGGCGGACGUGGAGGAUCAGCCCGAGCGUGUCACGCGGGUUCUGAGCAAGAUCUUUUAA
Molecule: messenger RNA, 993 nt
Organism: Purpureocillium lilacinum
Lineage: Eukaryota; Fungi; Ascomycota; Sordariomycetes; Hypocreales; Ophiocordycipitaceae
Product: RNA-binding ATPase activator esf2
Biological process (GO): endonucleolytic cleavage in 5'-ETS of tricistronic rRNA transcript (SSU-rRNA, 5.8S rRNA, LSU-rRNA); small-subunit processome assembly; endonucleolytic cleavage in ITS1 to separate SSU-rRNA from 5.8S rRNA and LSU-rRNA from tricistronic rRNA transcript (SSU-rRNA, 5.8S rRNA, LSU-rRNA)
Cellular component (GO): nucleolus
Molecular function (GO): RNA binding
Source: RefSeq, a predicted model, not a curated record